AUGUUUAUUAUUAAAAAUUUUACAUAUCUUCUCAGUAAUAAAGAUAACAUUACUUUUUAUGUUGAUGAAAUGUUAAAUAUUUUGGAAAAUUCGGACCUACAUAAAUUUUAUAAUAUUUUAAAAAACUAUUGGGAUGAUAAAGACACAACUUCUGUAAGCUGUACCGGUAAAAGUGAUCUAAAGAUUCAUUAUCUUUGUAAACCCCUUGAAAAUAUAGUUAGUAAUUGGAAUGGUAUAUGUCCUUUAUUAAAUAAAAAGAAUGAUAAGUGUUGUUGUUAUUUGACUUACUGGCUCUAUGGCGUAAUUGUUAAAAUUAAUCCCAGUUACUUUUGCAUUAAUGACAUUUAUAAUAUGUUAGACAAUUUUUUUAAAAAAAAUUAA
Molecule: messenger RNA, 381 nt
Organism: Plasmodium cynomolgi strain B
Lineage: Eukaryota; Apicomplexa; Aconoidasida; Haemosporida; Plasmodiidae
Exons: 2
Coding region: 1-381 (126 amino acids)
Source: RefSeq, a predicted model, not a curated record